Messenger RNA from Dermatophagoides pteronyssinus (European house dust mite), 792 nucleotides. RefSeq lists its product as uncharacterized. The record is from RefSeq and is a predicted model, not a curated record. Lineage: Eukaryota; Metazoa; Arthropoda; Arachnida; Sarcoptiformes; Pyroglyphidae.
AUGAAACAAAUAAUAAAUCUAUUAGUUUAUUAUCCAACAAAUACUAACAUUCACAUUGAUAAUAUAAUCAAUGAUUGUUUUGAAAGUUUAAAAUUUUAUCUAUUUCGUUUAGAAUAUUCAUUGGAUGAUUAUGAACGACGACAAAUACCAUUAACAUAUCAAACAUUUCGUACAGCCAUAUGGUUAACAUUGAAUUCAUGGAUUGAUAUAUUAUUUGCCAUUCAUUUGGCAUUUUAUCCAAACAAUUUUCUACGAAAAAUAAUGCAAUCAUUUGAACAAUUAUUUCAAUUUGAACGUAUUGAUUUAUUAUUACAAUUUCAAAUAUCAGUAUUUAUUAUAUUUGAAUAUCCAUGGUGGAUUUUUUUUCGAAAAAUUCUUCAUUAUAACUUUCAAGCAAAUAAUUUUUUCUGUAAAUAUCGUUAUCAUUUUAAUGAUAAUCAAUUAGAUAAUGAUUAUCGUCAAUAUUUGAUUCGUUUAAUUUGUAUUGCUAUAAAUUUAUUAUUACGUUCACUUUAUUUAACUGGACAAUUAUUUAGUAUUAUCAAAUAUCUACUAUUUCUUAUUGAAUUAUUAAAAUUACAAAUCAAACAAAUAAUAUUACGUUUACAACGUUCAAUACAAUAUUGUCGUUUUAAUUUUCUAAUUUAUCGAAUAUUUCGUAUAAAAUAUGAUAAACUUAAUCGUGAUGUAUUCAUAUUGAAUCAAACAAUUAGUUUGGCAUUUUUCAGUAUUGAAACAAUGUCUAAAAUGGCUAUUAUUUAUUGUAGUUUAUUUUAUAGUAAACAAAAACAA